This is a messenger RNA of Papilio machaon (common yellow swallowtail), 2020 nucleotides long. RefSeq names its product intraflagellar transport protein 80 homolog (gene Oseg5). Gene Ontology annotation, cellular component: centrosome; cilium; intraciliary transport particle B. The record is from RefSeq and is a predicted model, not a curated record. Bases 1 to 2007 code for a protein of 668 amino acids. Gene Ontology annotation, biological process: cilium assembly. Gene Ontology annotation, molecular function: protein binding. Lineage: Eukaryota; Metazoa; Arthropoda; Insecta; Lepidoptera; Papilionidae. The transcript has 14 exons.
AUGCGGUUAAAAGUCUCUCCGAUUAAAAAACCCAAACACGAUGGAGCGGUCAUUUGCGUUGGUUGGAAUAACACUGAAGAUGUUUUCUCGUGCGGCGAUGAUCACAAGUUACUAAAAUGGAAUCUAGCAACAAAUGAAUGCAUGUCGGUUGCAACGUUUCCUGAUGAUUUGUAUCCAACUGGACUUCAUUUAUUUUCUAAAAUAAAUAAUAGUGGGAAGAAGUCGCAAACUGACUUUAUAUUAAUAGCAUCUACAGAUGGGAGAUUUCACAUAGUCAAUUACAAUGGGCGCAUUGAGAAGAGUAUUAAUGCUCAUCAAGGUGCUUGUCUUGUCGCACUUUGGAGUCCUAAUGCUGACGGAAUUCUAACAGCUGGAGAGGACGGGUGUGUCAAAAUAUGGUCAUGUAACGGUCUUCUAAGAUCGACUGUUGUCGAAUCAGAUGUGUCUUGCUAUAUGGCUGCAUGGAGCCCUGACAGUAACUCUAUCUUGUACACCAAAAAGCAUCAUUUAGUAAUUCAUCCAUUGCAAGCAAAAUCUAAAGUAACUAAGUGGUGGGCACAUGAAUCAGUUAUUUUAUCCGUUGGUUGGAAUGCAAGUAAUAAUUUAAUUGUCUCGGGUGAUGAGGAUGGCUAUAUUAAGGUUUGGGAUACAUUUCAACAGUUAAUAUUUUCCACAAAGGAGUUUGUACAUCCAUGUACUGCAAUCAGUUGGUCACCGCAUGGUGAUUUGUUUGUCGCUGGCAGUUUUAAUAAAUUGUCACUUCAUAGUGAUGAUGGCUGGCCUAACUCUUCUUUAGACUUGGACGUUGGCAGUGUUUACUGUGUAGCGUGGUCACCUGAUGGUACGCAGCUAGCAGCAGCUUGCGCCGAUGGUCAUGUUAUUUUCGCACACAUUAUUGACAGAACUUAUAACUGGAAGAAUUUUACUUGCACCCAAAUCGGGCGCAAAGUAAUAGCUAUAAAGGAUAUAACGACCGAUGAAAGUGAUCAACUUGACUAUCCGGAUAGUGUCGUACAAAUUGCGCUUGGCUUUGAUCAUUUAGCAGUGGCCACGAUAAAGCAGUGUUUCAUACACAAGUUGACGUCGUGGAAUACUCCAGUAACGUUCGACCUUAAGGACGGCGCUGUUAGUGUCAUUCUUCUAGCCUCAAGAUGUAUGUGUAUAGUCGAGCGUGGUCGUAUCUCGGUAUACAGCUACACCGGUCGCUUGCUGGCCAGUCCGCAAAUCAGUUCGCACUCCGAGUUGCGUGGACGAGCUUCGAUAUCUUUAGGGCCGGAUACACUGGCUUCUAUUGACUACGCCAAUCCCACUUUGAUUCAAGUAUUUGAUUUGCCAACUGCAACGUAUUCAAUAAGUCGUGGGGCAGGAGAUAACAAUGUAACCAGGAUAAAACACCACACGGUGGUUUGCAGCAUUGCAUUGAGUCAGACUGGACCCAUCAAUGAACGUCAGAUAGCUUUGCUAGAUAAGAGACGUGAUUUGCUAGUUGCAACUGUGAAGGACUCAAAACAAAAGCUAUCGGUGCUAUCCCGUGCAGUACUUAGUGUUAUGUGGAGUACAGAAUCUGAACUAUUAGUUGGCUUAAAGAAGGAAUCUAUAGUAAGUUGGGCUUAUCAGAAAAAUAACACUCGUCCGGAACUUACUACAACUGUCAUUUCGAUACCGUCAAGUAACAUGGGUUAUAAUCCCACCAUACAAUGUGUGGAAAAUGGUGUUGCGAUUAUUUAUCGCGGGAAAGGAUCAACCGUCAUGCACAUAUCGCUUGGCGUCAUACAUGUAGAGAUGGUGCUUAAAUAUAUCGCUUCCAACAUGUGGAGUGAAGCUUUACAGCUUUGUCGCACAUUGAAAGACACCAAGCUCUGGGGAUGUCUUGCCGAAAUGGCUCUAGAAAAAAAUCAGUUAGACAUAGCCGAAGAAGCUUUUGAAGAAGUGCACCAGUAUGCGGAGGUGUUUCGGAUACAACACUUAAAAAACAUAAGAAAUAGUAGUGGAGCAGGAAACGCAUAAAUAAAUUUAUAAA